UGGAGGGGAACAGCCAGUGCCAGGCUAACAUGCUGCCGGACGCCUACGGGUGUGCUGUGGCGAACAGGUUCGGGAAUCUUCUGGAUGAUGACACGGAUCCUUUCGACUUGAUCAGCGAAGUGGAAUCAGAAAAGACGAAGAAGAAAAAGAAGAAGAAGGAAGAGGAGGAGAAGAAAGCAAAGCAGAAAAAACCUGGUCAGAAGGAGUCCCAAAGGGACCGACGCCUCCCUAUGGCGCUGGAUGUUCAAGAGCCGGUUCCAGUCCGUAGGCAGCUGCCACGUCCUGCACCUGUGACUGAGAGUGGGGAGGGCAGAGAAGAAGCCCAGAAGAAAGCUGCUGCUGGGCAGCGUAGGGCCAACCAAGAGGAACCCCCACAGGAGUUUUCAGUUUCUAGGCCUUCCUAUAAUUCAGACUUUGAUCUCAGAGGCAAAGGGGGGAUCAAAGGUAGGAGAGCAGGAAGAGCUGGAGGAAAUGCAAGGAACCCGGACUACUUUAUUCUGAGGGGCAAGAGGGAAUACGAUCGGCACAAUGGAACAGGUAUACCUCCUGACGAUAAGAGAGGAGGAAGAGGAGCUUGGAACUGGGGCUCUGUUGAAGAAGCUGCAAGUGAAUUCAUGGAUGUGACAUCUCCAAUCAAAUCUGAGGAGUCCCAGAUAUCUGUGGAGGAAGACAGUCCGAAUCAAGCAACGGAGGAGGAGGGAGAGAUGUUAGUCCAGGUUGCUAUGGAGAUGACCCUGGAUGAAUGGAAGGCCAUGCAGGAGAUGAGUCGUCCCAAAGCAGAAUUUAAUAUCCGCAAAGCAGAAGGCAAGAUUCCCUCCAAAGCCAAGGUCAUCCAUGAGUCAAAGCAUGUGGAGACCAUCAAGGCAAAUAUGGAAGAUGAAGGAAACUUCCUUCGCAGGUCUGUGAAUGAUAUCACCUCCCUCUUGGAUAUCAAUUUCGGGAGCCUCGGACGUCCCACUCGUGGGGGCCGAGGAAGAGGAGCACGAGGUGGUCCUAGCAGGCGCCCAGAGAGUGUCAAACCAAUAUUGGAGAGGGAGGAGGAUGAUCUGGCCCCUAACCCAGAUGACCCAGAAGACUUCCCAGCAUUAUCAGCAGGGAGAUAACUGAGGAAAACCUUAUCUCCUGAUGUGACACAUUUAUUGUGUUUUUGUUUUUGAGGUUUUGGGUUCAGUUGCACUGAAUACACUGUUCAAUAAAUAAUUAUUUUGCAAGGUUAA
Oreochromis aureus is the source of this 1217-nucleotide messenger RNA. Its product is annotated as intracellular hyaluronan-binding protein 4-like. The transcript has 9 exons. Bases 30 to 1103 code for a protein of 357 amino acids. Gene Ontology annotation, molecular function: RNA binding. Gene Ontology annotation, cellular component: cytoplasm; nucleus. The record is from RefSeq and is a predicted model, not a curated record. Lineage: Eukaryota; Metazoa; Chordata; Actinopteri; Cichliformes; Cichlidae. Gene Ontology annotation, biological process: positive regulation of translational initiation; positive regulation of RNA splicing.